Messenger RNA from Manis pentadactyla (Chinese pangolin), 3761 nucleotides. RefSeq names its product EGF-like and EMI domain-containing protein 1. NCBI's taxonomy places the organism in Eukaryota, Metazoa, Chordata, Mammalia, Pholidota, Manidae. Gene Ontology annotation, molecular function: calcium ion binding. The record is from RefSeq and is a predicted model, not a curated record.
AUGGCACCGGGGCUGCGGGGGCCGCGGGGCCGCGGUGCGCGCUCGGGUUCCAGUAGCUCCCGACGGAGCAGGGACGCGCAGCUCGGCGGCCGCUGCGCCUCGGGGGCUCGCCCAGCCACUCCUCCCUCGCUCCCCGUAGCCUGUGCUGCCUGGUGCCACCGAGCUGCUGCCGCGCCCUCCUCAGGGAGACGCACCUCGCCGGCCCCGCGAGCCCCGCACACCAACUUCUGCCCGGCGAGCCCAACUUGUGCGCGGGCCUCGGACCUGCGGAGCCGGGGCAGCGCACGGCGUGCUGUCCGGGUGGCGGCCAAAGCCGCUCCGCCCCGCGGAGAGGACCUCGCGCCUGUGGCUCUGGGGCCUCCGCGCCUGGGUGGUCGCCGGCUGGCCGCCAGGCAGCGCCCUGCCGCUCCGGCCGGGCAUGGAAGUGGCGCCCGCGCGCUCUGGGACUCUGGGGAGAGCGGGCCCUGUGCGCCUCCCCCCCCGCGCGGACCGGGGGCUCGGCGCAGCCGGAGCCUUUCCCUCCGCGAAGGGACGGGGAGCGCGAGCUGCCGGCCGGGAUCUUGUGAGUUGUCCCAAGCGGAGCGCGGCGGGAACGCUGUCACCAGAAACUGGGACCAGGGGCUCUGUGCUUUCCACCCGACUGAUACUUUCUCAGAGCCCGACAGAAUGGCCGCCAGAUUUGGGUGUGUGCGUGGCCAUGUUUGUGAAGAGCAGCAACUGCAUGUGGUGGCCCUUCCACCCCCGUGGGCCCAGGCAUUCACAUGCACCGUCAAGCUCUGGAGGCAGGGCUGUGCUGGCCCAAGAUGGUGUGUGGGUUAUGAAAGAAGUGCUAGGCCACUGCAGCUGGCUGGUUUAAGCUCCAUGAAAACAUCUGCCCAAGAUGCCAUCUCAGCUGUCUCUGCAGUGGGGACUUGUUUUAAUGGAAGGAGGUCCUCAGGUGGUGAAACCCAGAGGUGCCAGUGUUCAGAGGGUUUUCAUGGACCCCACUAUCAAUAUGAUGUAAACGAAUGUACCACUGACAAUGGUGGCUGUCAGGACCGGUGCUGUAGUACAAUUGGCAGUUAUUACUGCAAGUGUCAAGCUGGCCAGAAGCUGGAGGAGGAUGGCAGAGGAUGUGAAGAUGUCGAUGAAUGUUCAGUGGUGAAUGGAGGCUGCCAGCAGCGCCGUAUUAACACUCUGGGCACCUUCCACUGUGAAUGUGAUACAGGAUCCAGACUCCAUGCUGAUGAACGCACCUGCAUAAAGAUGGACCCCUGCACAGGUGGAAAUGGAUGUGCCCACAUUUGUCAGAGUGAAAAUGGUGUGGCCAGGUGUGCCUGUCACCCACGGUACCAGCUGUCUGAAGACAAAAAAAAACCUGUGGAUGUUAACGAGUGUGCUGAAGGGCUUGCUCGCCAUGGCCAUCGCUGUGUGAACACGGUGGGAUCUCUCACUCAUGCCUGCCACCCUGGCUUGGAGCUGGGGGCUGAUGGGAAACAGUGUUACAGGUUUGAAUUGGAAAUUAUCAAUAGCUGUGAAAAUAACAAUGGUGGUUGUUCCUGUAACUGCGAACAUCCCUUGGCUGGCCGUUGCUCCUGUAACCAUGGACACUAGCUUGACUUAGAUGAGAAAACAUGCAUAGGGAAUGUGUGCUUGGUGAUUUUGAUGGUGGCCAGCUUUGGUCUGGCAGACACUGAUGAAUGUGAGAGUGGAGACGCCUGCUGUGCCCAGCUCCACAUCAGCUAUUUAGGCAGCUAUGAAUGCAGUUGUCAGGAAGGCUUUCAGAUCAGUUCUGAUGGUUGUGGAUGUGAUGAUGUGGAUGAGUGUCUGGAUGUCACUACAGCCUGUGACCAGCUCCGUAAUAACUCUGUGGGAACAUAUGACUGCCCUUGUGAGGAAGGCUACGGAAUUGGAAGUGGUGGGAAAACUUGCAUCUCUUUAGAUGAUGAUGACUUAGAGGAAGAAGAAGAAUUAGAAGUUGUGAGGUUUCCAGGCCUUCUGUUCAGGGGCCUCCCUCUACUGCUUCAUUAUGUUGCUACCUCUCUGCCUCCCACCUACGAACGCAGAGAAUCCGGGAAGUAUACAGAUAGCUGCUACGCGGGUGAGGAUCUGCAUGCAGUUAUCAACAGUAUCGUGGUGAUGGGGAGUGAGGUAGGCAGUUUGGACAGACCAAGAUUGUUUCACAUGCCAGUCUGUUUAGAUCACACUUUCAGACAUGAUUGCAGUCUGAGCUGUGGGGACUACAUGAACUGAGGAUGCCCAAAAGGAUUCUUUGGGAAGAACUGCAAAAGGAGUAACUGCGCCGACAGCGGCCGUGGCCGCUGGGUGUGCGGUGCCUGUCUGUGUGCACCAGGGCGCUGUGGGAGAUUUUGUCAUCUGAACUGUCCCAAGGGGCCCUAGGUUGCUGGCUGCUCUUCAGAAUGUCAGUGUGUGGAGGAGAACACCCUGGAAUGCAGCACCAAAAAUGGCAGUUGCACCUGCAAAUCUGGUUACCAAGGCAACAGAUGCCAGAAAGCUUUCCCUGAUGGCCUCUGGGACCCAGAGUGCCACUUCUCCUGUGGACCCUAUGAGAAUGGAGGUCAGUGCAACAAAAAAACUGGAAACUGUGACUGUCCACCUGGUCACACAGGAAAAGCCUGUAUGUAACAUAAGUAAGUCAUUAACCUAGACAGGAUAACCAGCAAAGUCAAUAAAGGUGUUAGGUUUAUAAAUAUUUUUUACAAUUUCGAACUGCUCUAUGAGACAUUAUGUCAUGUAUAUGUUUCAGUUAUCUAUUGUGGUCCACCAAACCAUCCCAAUAGUUUGUAGUUUUAAAAAUGAUUUAUUAUUUAUUUUGAUACUGUGGGUUGAUGACAUGGUUCUCCUUGUGGUCUCACCUGGAGUCAUUCGUGGCUGCUGCUAGGCAGCAGAUCAGCUGGGAACUGGGCCUGACAGGGCUUCUCAACUAGGGAACUUGGCCUUCCCCAUGCACAGCAUUUCCACACGUUUAGCUGGGACCUCUUCAUCGCAUGGCAGUCUGAAGACAACAAUCCAGGAAGGAGCAUCCCAAAAGUGUGAAAGCAGAAGCUAUAACUUGUCGAAAAGCCUAACUUCAGAAGCCACACAUCAUCAUUUCUGCCACAUUCUUCAGUGAAAACAAGCCACAGGCCAGCCAGAUACAAGGGGAGAAGAGUGACUCUACGUCUGAUGAGAGGAGCAGCGACAUCUCAUUGCAGACAGCCUGCAAGCUGGGACAGAUGGUUACAGUCAUCUUCGGAACCCAUUUACCACAGUAUACUCUUUAAAGUUACACAGAAAGGCACUUUAGGAAUCCGCUAGAUUAUAUUUAUCAUUCUUGUCAGAGUGGGAACAAAUUAUAGACUUAUAAAAAGUGAUGAGUUAAACUGAACCCACUUCACAGAGCCAGUAGAACCACUACCUGCUAUCUCCUUUUGGGCUCGUGAUUCUUACGUAAUCUCUGUUAACCCUGCCUGUAUUACCAUCUCUGCUCCAUCUAUAGUGGAACAGAGUAACCUUAGAACUGGAGGGAAGCUGUGGGCUAGAUGAUAAUGAUGAUAUUUUGAACAUUACCAUUAGCAAAAGCCUGUUGUUGGUGAUUGUCUCUGAUUUUUUGAAGUGUGAGGAGUGAUCUGAAUUAGCUGUCAGUGCUUUGAGCUUUCCGUAAACCAACCACCAAAUAAAUGUAUUUGCUUAAAUGUAAAUAUGAAAUGUAACACUAGGAUAGCAUUUGGCACUUAGCUUAUCAUGUGAUCUUCAGAGGAAAUGCAUUACUGACCCUAAGG